Molecule: messenger RNA, 2890 nt
Organism: Calidris pugnax (ruff)
Lineage: Eukaryota; Metazoa; Chordata; Aves; Charadriiformes; Scolopacidae
Gene: HGSNAT
Product: heparan-alpha-glucosaminide N-acetyltransferase
Exons: 17
Coding region: 62-1819 (585 amino acids)
Biological process (GO): lysosomal transport
Cellular component (GO): lysosomal membrane
Source: RefSeq, a predicted model, not a curated record
GAGCGGGCCCGGGCCCCUCGGCGGGGAGGAGGCGGCGGCGGAACGGCGGUUCCCGGGGAGGAUGGACCAGGCCCUGCUGCUCGUCCGCAACGAGGUGCCCGCCCAGGGCCUCCGCCUCGCCGCCCUCUCCGGCGCCUGCCACCAGUGCUUGUAUCAGUUCCUGGCCUUCGUCCCACCGAGCAAUGAGAGCCUGAAGAAAGCAGGCACGGCGGCAGUGAUGGUUGACACCCAGCAUCCACUCACCCUGCUGCUCAACAGCUCUGUGGGUGACAGAGAGCUCUGCAAGAUUCAGUAUCAUUUUGGAGAGUUUGGCAAUUAUUCCCUUGUGGUAAAGACCCUAAGCACAAGCACCAAAACUGUUUCUUGUGACCUAGUCAUCAAUGAAGGCCCUAUCAACAGCUACCUCCCUAUUCUCUUUGCAUUCCUGGUUUACAUGGGGAUCCUUGCUAUCCUGAUUGCCGGGCACCUUGUUAUGAAGAUCGAUCCAGUCAGAAACUGGGUUUACAAGAAACUGAACCCCAGAGAAACUGAUCGUCUGAUUAAUUCGGAGCUCGGGUCCCCGCACACAACAGACUCCGUUAGCAGCGAUCCCGCCCCACGUCUGUGGAGCACAGCUUCUCGGCAGCGCCUGCGUUCCCUGGACACCUUCCGAGGGCUCUCUCUGAUAAUUAUGGUGUUUGUUAACUACGGAGGAGGAAAAUACUGGUUCUUCAAACAUGAGAGUUGGAACGGAUUAACAGUUGCAGAUCUGGUGUUUCCCUGGUUUGUGUUCAUCAUGGGGACGUCGAUAUCGUUGUCACUGAGCUCCAUGCUGAAGUGGGGAAGUUCCAAGCGGAAGGUGCUUGGGAAAAUCCUCUGGAGGAGUUUUCUGCUAAUCCUGCUGGGAAUCAUCGUUGUGAACCCCAAUUACUGCCUUGGACCUUUGUCCUGGGAUAACCUGCGUAUUCCCGGGGUGCUACAGAGGCUGGGAUUCACGUACCUGGUGGUUGCUGCUCUGGAACUCCUCUUUACAAGAUCCGGGGCUGAGAGUGGGAUCUUGGAGACACCGUGUCCGGCUCUGCAGGAUAUUCUCCCCUACUGGCCACAGUGGAUUUUCAUUCUGACCUUAGAAGUGAUUUGGCUCUGCCUGACCUUUUUGUUACCGGUGCCAGGUUGUCCCAGGGGCUAUCUUGGUCCUGGGGGCAUUGGAGACUUUGGGAACUAUCCCAACUGCACCGGAGGAGCAGCUGGUUACAUUGAUCGUUUGCUUCUUGGAGAAAACCACAUCUAUCAGCAUCCCUCUUCAAACGUGAUUUACCAAACGACCAUGCCGUAUGAUCCUGAAGGGAUCCUGGGGACCAUAAAUACCAUUUUUAUGGCAUUUCUGGGACUGCAGGCAGGAAAAAUUAUCUUGUUCUACAAAGACCAGCACAAACAAAUUAUGAGUCGGUUCCUCAUAUGGAGCAUAGUCAUGGGAAUUAUUUCUGCUAUCUUGACAAAAUGUUCUAAAGAAGAAGGGUUUAUUCCCAUAAACAAGAACUUAUGGUCAAUAUCGUAUGUGACAACCAUGAGCUGCUUUGCCUUCAUCCUCUUACUGCUGAUCUAUUACCUUGUGGAUGUCAAGAGACUGUGGUCGGGUGCUCCAUUUUUCUAUCCAGGAAUGAACUCAAUCCUGGUCUACAUUGGACAUGAAGUGUUUGAAAAUUAUUUCCCUUUUAAGUGGAAGAUGCAAGACAGUCAAUCCCACGCAGAGCAUCUGACUCAAAACCUCACUGCGACGACUCUUUGGGUCAUAAUAUCGUAUUUACUUUACAGGAGAAGGAUAUUCUGGAAAAUCUGAUAGAGGUGGUUGAGGUGUAUGAGCCCUAAAUUCUGAUGGGGCAAGUGUGUAAGGUGGAUUAGCCUGAAAUAUGGCCACUCGUGCUAGGCUGUAUUACUAAAAAGGGAUACUGGUUCAAGUUUACAAUGUUGUGCAAGUUGUCAUCAAGACUUUUAUGUGACUUAAGGGACAGUAUUUUCCUAUUUAGCAAAAACUUACUAGUCUGCUGCGGUUUGCUCUCUUUCUGCUUUCUGUAUUUUGUAAAUAUUUUACUGAUCUCCCUCCUUCCUGUAGAGAAACUGAACAUAUUGCAACAGUUGGGCAGUCAAGGACAGCCUGACGGUGCUUACAAAAGGGAAUUGCAAGGGAUCUGGGUGGUGACUGAGAACGGGACUGUGGCAAGAGUCGUUGCACCUAACUGGCGUGGUCUGGGCUCUGUAUAUACCCUUGGCACCUGCUGCAUGCCUGUGCCACCCCGGCUACUGGCACACAGCUAACUUGGCCUUCUUUUUGACUGGGAGAGCACGGGCAGCAGCCUCACCCAGCCCUCGGGCCGGCAGUGCAGUGAGUGGCUGGGAAAGCUCAAGGGCACCUCCGUGCUGCGGAAAGCGGGUGGCUCAACUCACCCUUCUGCGUUGUGUUCUUCCAAUUGGGCCUCGGAUCAAAACCUUAGGUGCAGGAUCCUCCUGAAGCCUGCUUCUGAAAAUCUCUUCCGUCGGCUUAUUAAUGGGCGUGCUGCUGCUACAGGUUCAGCAGCCCCUCUUGUGCACAUUCUGGGCCUUUGUGUUACAUCCUUGUCGCGUGGAUGAGGUCCACGUUUCAUGUGCUGCAUUUCAAGAGUGCAGAAAGGCCAGUUCCUACUGAGUCUGUAUGAUCAACAAAGUUCAAUCAAAACAAUCCUUUUUAUAAAUGGAUCUACAAAAGGACCCCGAAUCUGAAAACCAGCAACACAGGUAGAAUUCAGCCAUAAAGGAAGAGUGAGUGGACCAAUUAAUAAUUCUGGAAAACUCAGGAAAUUCACUCAUGUUGUGAUUUAGGAAAUUCACUCAUGUUGUGAUUUCCAAACUAGCACUAAUAAAAAGCCUGGAAAUA